UUUGUUCAGCCCUGGAAAGCGAUUGUAUCUUCUUGUUUGUGCCUCAGCAGAAAUCAAUAUGGAGAAAUUUUAAAGGGAACCAUUUUAAAUACUGUUUAAAUGAAUAAUAGGAAUCAAGACAGGAGGAAAAGCGACAAUGAAAACCCGGAACUUACCAAAGGCACUAGCCUGGUACUGGAGAACCUUUCCGAGGUUAUUUUUUCUCUUAGUUCUUUUCAUCAUAUUGUUUGCCAUUAUUUGGAGCCAGAACAAAAAAGAGUGUAACUGCUUCAAAAUGGGAAAGCCUGGAUUAACGACAUUUCAAGCCACAGCUGGAGAGGAGGAGAUGGCUGGCUUGGCGGCUGCUGUUUGUGAGAUUCCACAAAAUCAAAAUUUUACUGUAAAAGGAAAUGUGAUAGACCCUUUACCAAUUCCAUACGAAUAUCUCUUAGGCUCUCAUCCUACUAGAAAAAGAUAUUUGUCAAUUGGGAUUUCCUCCAUCCACCGAAAAAAUAAAUACUAUCUAAUGAGAACAAUUGAGUCCAUUUUUAGUCAGUCCAGCCCAGAGGAGUUAAAAGAGAUAGUCUUAGUUGUCUAUCUAGCAAACAAUGAUUCUACUCUAAAUAAGCAAACAGCUAAGGAGAUUAAAGAUGGAUUUAGUUCACAUAUUGAUGAAGGAAACCUUCUUGUUAUAUGCAGCUCUCUAGCCAGUUACCCUUCUUUACAAGGUCUGCAAAGGAACUUCUGGGAUAAAGAUCAAAGUGUCCAGCACAGAUCAAAACAGAAUGUGGACUAUGCUUUUUUAGUUAAUUUUUGUGCCAGCCUCUCACAUUAUUAUCUGAUGUUGGAAGAUGAUGUGGUUUGUGCCAACGGUUUCCUUUCCAUAAUACAACAAUUCAUACGUGAACGGAUGGAACCCUGGACCACAGUAGCCUUUUCCACAUUGGGCUAUAUAGGGAAACUCUAUCACAAUGAAGAUCUUCCCAAACUGGCACGAUUCCUGUUGCUGUUCUAUGACGUGAUGCCUUGUGAUUGGCUUUUAGAACUUUUCCACCAAUCCAAAGCGCAGAAAGAAAUCAUUACCUUCAGACCUUCUCUUUUUCAGCACAUUGGCAGAAUCUCAUCUUUUCACACUAUGGAAACUAUAUUCAAAGAUCCAGAGUUCCAAGAAGAUUUUGGGGAUUUUGGAGAUUUCCCUGCUGUCUCCUGUUACACAGACAUAUCAGUGUUUGAUGACUAUGUGCCUGAGGAAGUUUGUCCACCUGGUAAAGGUGUCUUUUGGGGAAGAAAUGUAACAUCAGGGAGCUCCUUUACCAUUGUUUCUGAAACACCUAUCAUUCUCCAGAAGCUUCAGAUUUAUACGGGAUCAGCUGAAUACAAACGGGACAUUCUGUAUUCUGGUUACGUGGAACUGGGCACAGUGAAAAUAAAGGAAAAUGAUCGUGCAACAUGCAGGAUUUUCAGAAGAGCAGGAGAUUUUCGCAAUGGAACAUUUGAAUUGGACAACUUUGGUCAAGUUAUGGAGGAGCAGAUUCACUGCCUUCGAAUACAGGUAACAGUCACACAAAAGGAAUGGCUGAUAAUAAGGAAAAUAAAUAUUUGGGUUAAAAAGGGUUAAUGGGUUAAAACUCAGGUUCAGUUUUGCCACUUAUGUUUAAAAAUGGGAAGGAAAUCCAUCUUACACAUCACCUUGUACUAUUCACUAUGUAACAAAAGCAAUGUUGUCAUUGUUUAAUGAAAAACAAAGCCAGACUUGGGAGGCAUUUCUAG
Trachemys scripta elegans is the source of this 1749-nucleotide messenger RNA. Its product is annotated as alpha-1,3-mannosyl-glycoprotein 4-beta-N-acetylglucosaminyltransferase C-like. Gene Ontology annotation, molecular function: acetylglucosaminyltransferase activity. The transcript is spliced from 4 exons. Gene Ontology annotation, biological process: protein N-linked glycosylation. The record is from RefSeq and is a predicted model, not a curated record. Lineage: Eukaryota; Metazoa; Chordata; Testudines; Emydidae. The coding region runs from base 137 to 1597 and encodes 486 amino acids.